CCCUCCCUGUUUGAAUCUCAUUAGUUUCUUGUGUGUUUCUCCCUGUCAAUAAUCCCGAAUCCAGACUCUCUCUAUUUCCAUCCCUCUCUAUCUGUCAAUCAGCGCCGCCUUUGAACUGAAAACCACUCCGACCAACUUCAACUCACUCAAUCCGAGCGGCUCGGCUCCUUCUCCGGCUUCCCCAUUUUUCUGCCAACAUUUUUCCCCCUUCUUUUUUCUCCCCCCUUGUGUUUUUGAGUUUUAUAUACCAGAGCUUUUGGAGAACGCCAAUACGAAGACCCCCUUCCUCUUUCUUUUUUUUUUUUUUUAAAAAAAGAAGCAAAUUCCCCUUAAAAACUUAAACUCUCGGACUUUCGAGCUCGCAGAGAUCAAGGGUUUGAAACUUUUCGGUGGGGUUUUUUUCGACCCGAGAACGAUUCUUCUGCUCGGGGGAAAAAUGCCGCAGCUCAACGGCGGUGGAGGGGACGAUCUGGGCGCAAACGAUGAAAUGAUUUCCUUCAAAGACGAAGGGGAGCAGGAGGAGAAAAUCUCCGAGAACUCCUCGGCAGAAAGGGAUUUAGCAGACGUCAAAUCUUCGCUCGUAAACGAGUCGGAAACGAAUCAGAACAGCUCCUCGGACUCGGAGGCGGAAAGACGGCCUCCGCCUAGAUCUGAAACUUUCAGAGACAAAACAAGGGAAAGUUUAGAAGAGGCUGCGAAAAGGCAAGAUGGAGGGCUGUUCAAGAGCCCACCGUACCCGGGCUAUCCGUUUAUAAUGAUCCCCGAUCUCACCAGCCCCUACCUCCCCAACGGAUCACUUUCUCCAACAGCACGCACAUACCUACAGAUGAAAUGGCCCCUUCUAGAUGUUCAACCAGGAGGUCUUCAGAGUAGACAAGCACUUAAAGAUGCCAGGUCCCCGUCACCGGCACACAUCGUCGGGCCCUUCUGCUGGGAAUUCCCCGGACAGUCAGAUCUGAGCCUUCACCAAUUUCAUUUGUCUAAUAAGGUUCCAGUGGUACAGCACCCGCACCAUGUGCACCCUCUCACGCCUCUGAUCACCUACAGCAAUGAGCACUUCACACCAGGGAACCCCCCACCUCACCUACAGACAGACGUGGAUCCCAAAACAGGCAUCCCGAGGCCUCCUCAUCCUCCAGACAUAUCUCCUUAUUACCCGUUGUCACCUGGCACCGUUGGCCAGAUCCCCCAUCCGCUAGGAUGGUUAGUACCACAGCAAGGUCAACCUGUUUAUCCAAUCACGACAGGGGGUUUCAGACACCCCUACCCCACUGCGCUUACUGUCAACGCAUCCAUGUCAAGUCUUCUGUCCUCUAGAUUCCCCCCACACAUGGUGCCCCCUCACCACAGUUUGCACACCACGGGCAUCCCUCACCCGGCCAUCGUCACGCCCAACGUCAAGCAGGAAUCCUCCCACAGCGACAUUAGCUCACUCAACAGCUCGAAACAGUCGGACGCGAAAAAGGAGGAGGAGAAGAAGAAGCAGGUCCACAUAAAGAAGCCUCUGAACGCCUUUAUGCUCUACAUGAAGGAGAUGCGGGCCAAGGUGGUGGCUGAGUGCACACUGAAAGAAAGCGCUGCUAUCAACCAGAUCCUGGGGCGAAGGUGGCACGCCCUAUCGCGAGAGGAGCAGGCCAAGUACUACGAGCUGGCCAGGAAAGAACGACAGCUCCACAUGCAGCUGUACCCCGGCUGGUCAGCACGAGACAACUAUGCGGCUAACCAACAGGGGAAAAGGAAGAAGAGAAAAAGGGAAAAGCAGCAAGCAGAGAGCAAUGAACACAGAGAAUAUUUUCCAAACCCUUGCCUUUCACUCCCUCCGAUUACAGAUGCAAAUACCCCAAAGAAGUGUCGUGCCUUGUUCGGGCUUGACCAGCUGAGUUUAUGGUGCAAACCCUGCAGGAGAAAAAAAAAGUGCAUUCGCUACAUCCAAGGUGAAGGCAGCUGUGCCAGUCCUCCCUCUACGGACGGAAGCUUACUAGACUCCCCCCCAUCCUCCCCCUCCUCCGCGGUUCCCUCCCCCUCCCCGAAAGAGUCCAAACCUCAGACUGAACAAAUGCAACCUCUCUCACUGACUAUGAAACCGGCCCACCAGCCACUCCACCACCCGCACCUCCUGGCUGGGCCCCCACCGCCAUCUUUGGUUCAGCUGGAAAGCUCGGCCGCCGCCGCCGCCGUCAGCAAAACGCCCGGCGGCGGCGCCUCCUCCCACAACGGAGCUCUGGAGCACAGUGACGUCUCGUCCUCGCGGCAGCCAGGCUCCUCCGCCAUGACCCGGCCGUCGGCUUCGCUGUGUCAUUCCCACUCGCUCCUACCCUCCGCGGCGUCUCAGCCUCUGUCGCUAGUGACCAAGUCUAUAGAAUAAUCUACCUUCUUCUUCUCUCACACACACACACACACACACUUUCUAGGCUUCCUCUUUGCUCUAUUUGACUGUCAAUCAAUUUGUUUUCUUUGCCGCGAGGCUUUGAAAGUUUUAGUUUUUGUUUUUUUUUGUUUUUAUUAAAGUUCAUUGGUCAAUAUUUGACCCCUCAUUAUCAAAAUAAUCAAAUUAUUAUAAAGUAAUGAUACAAUGAGCUGUAGUAUAGCUUUGUGAAUCUGCCAAAAUUUUUAUGGAUUUUGUUUUUAGUUGUUUUUUUGUUUUUAAGUCUUUUUUUUUUUGUUGCGUUAAAAAACAGGAGGAAAACGAAUCUUCUUCACUUUGAAAAUGUUUAAAAGACAGAUAUGAAAUAGGUAGGCUAGGAUAUUCGACGAGCCCUUUUUUUUUCCUGAAAGAGUUGGUUCUUCUUCUUUAUUUGUAUUAAAUACGAGCCUGCGAACCAAUCAUUCAACAUCUGUUCGGACUCUGGGAGGGCACCGGGGCUAGCGGUGACGCCUCUCCGGGGAACUAUUGUAAUUGUCAUGUUACUUGUUCUUGUUUAAAUGUACAGAAUAUCGGGGAGGGGGGGGUGAUUACUGUGUUAAAUAUGCAUUCUUCCACUGCGUUGUCUGUUUUUUUUGUUGUUUAUUUUCUCUGUUGUUUACCUUUUGGGGCGGAGUCAGGCAAGUUUGGGUGGGCUCGCCAAGUGGGGGGGAGGGUGGGGAUCGGUCGGGAGGGUUGUAAAAUUCAAAAAUGUCACAACGCUAGGACCAGUAGUAUUUAUUGCUUUAGAGAUUGCUUGUUGUAUCUUGUACGUGUCUCUUUUUGACCCUUUUUUUGUUUUUUUUUGUUCCUUGAUACAUUGUACAAAUAAUUUUUUCUUAAGCUAAACAACUAUAUGAAUGAUCCAUUUUUACAGGGAUUUAAAAUAAGGAGAAAGGAAAAAAAAAAAAACCAACAAAGCUUUUUGUUAUGAAUUGUUUCUUUUCCUCGCUGAAAGCACCCAGAUUUCACUCACUUGUUCUGUGUAGAUCUCAUAAAACAAGAAGUAUGCACAACGUCAUUUCCAGAGCCGCGUCUAUAUAAGCCAUUUUACACACAAAGGAAGAAAAGAGAACUUGAAACCAGGCAGUGGGUAGCGUGUCUCCAGUGGACAAAGUGUUUUAAAGCCCUUCUUUUCUAUUGCACAGUCACAUCUCUCAGACUGUAGAUCCGUGUACAGAUUUUUCCGUGCCAAAUUUUUUGUGAUAAUUUGCCCAAGCCCUCACCUCCCCCAGUUUUAAAAGAAGAAAAGGAAAAAAAAAAAAAGCUGUAGGAUUUUUUUUUUUUUUGUUUCAUUUCGUUGUCGUUUGUUUUUAUUUUCAUUUUGAUACCAUUCUUUGCUGUGACGUUACAUAGAUUGCUAUGUAUGUAGUAUAAAUGUUGCUAUAACAAAUGUGUUUGGUAGCAAAUUGUCAAAUAUUAAAAUUUAAACUUAAUAAAAAGACGGACAUCAUACUGUAUAAACCCACGAGGGCCAAAAUUAUGUAUAUUAGGAGGUUCAUAAAAAACUAUUAAAUGCAAAAAAAAUACACAAACUGCCACUUUUAAGUACACUACUACAUAUAGGUAGAUAGAAAAAAUAGGCAUGUUGAUGUUGCAAGAGGCUGUAAAAAAGCUACAAGAGAAUCAUCCACUCGGUGCCAUUGUAGUUGACAUGACGCGACUGUAAUCUGUCGAUUUCUUCUCUGGUUUAUUAAGAUGCUAAUGAUAAAUAGUUUGAAUGUUUCCUUAACGGCUGUGAUGUUCCUGUUCUAUUUUAUGCUCUUAUCUUUUUUGUUUGUUUGUUUGUUUGUUUUUUUUUUUCCUGUUAUUUUAAAUGGUUCUAAAACCAUGUUUUUUGUAAUGAAUAAAUGUCUAUGCUGUACAGUCUCUGUAGCAUGCAGUUCUGUAUUAAUAAAAGCAACUUAGUAUGUGCA
Molecule: messenger RNA, 4317 nt
Organism: Fundulus heteroclitus (mummichog)
Lineage: Eukaryota; Metazoa; Chordata; Actinopteri; Cyprinodontiformes; Fundulidae
Gene: tcf7l2
Product: transcription factor 7 like 2
Exons: 15
Coding region: 437-2365 (642 amino acids)
Biological process (GO): regulation of transcription by RNA polymerase II; canonical Wnt signaling pathway
Cellular component (GO): catenin-TCF7L2 complex; beta-catenin-TCF complex
Molecular function (GO): RNA polymerase II cis-regulatory region sequence-specific DNA binding; DNA-binding transcription factor activity, RNA polymerase II-specific
Source: RefSeq, a predicted model, not a curated record